CAAAUCAUUCAAAUUCAUACUAUCUGUAUUGACAUCAACAUGGACUCUCCCCAGACCAAAUACUUCUACUUCCCUCCACCACCCCACACUUUCCAACCACCACCUCCUCACCCCUUUAAGCCGCCACCUCCGGCAGCAAAGCCGCCCAGUCCCUCAAGGUCGCCACCGCCACCACCCCCAUCUCACCCUUUUGCUCCACCACCUCCUCAUGUACCACCUCCUCAUGUACGCCCUCCGCCGCCACCUCAUGUGCACCCUCUGCCGCCACCUCAUGUGCGCCCUCCACCGCCUGCACCGUCACCAAACAACAAUCCCACAGUAAUAGUCAUUGUGUUCAUCUCAUUUGGAGGUCUUUUCUUCCUUGCAUUCCUUGCAGCUGCUGUCUUUUGUUGCAUUAAGAGGAGAAAGAAGAAGACAGUUGAAGAAACCGACAUCAUUCACGUCGAUGAACACAGGAAGGUCAAUGAGGCUAUCAUAGAGGGGCCCCAUGGAUCUCAGGCUGUGAUAUUGUCAAUUGAGGAUGAUGUGCAUAUUGAUGAAGUGAUUAAGAAGAACGAGAAGUUUGGUGAAGGUUUGCAUGCUAAGUCUGCAGAGGGCAAAUCAGCUGGCACCCUUGAGGGGGGAACAUCUUCUUCAGAUCACCACCACCUUGAACACAAGGCUAAUUGAUCACACGUCAAUUACACGAAUAAUAUCCCUCAUCAAUCUGAGCAUAUAUUGCAAAUUAUUAUGUAAUAAGUUCGUGAUUAUUUUAUUUUAUUUCUCUUGCUCUUAAGAAUAAAAGUUGCAGCCCAGCAGCAACUGAAAAAAUUAAUAAAACUUGCAACUAAACAGUGUCUUAUUUCUUUAUAA
Messenger RNA from Alnus glutinosa, 852 nucleotides. Its product is annotated as protein TRACHEARY ELEMENT DIFFERENTIATION-RELATED 7A-like. Gene Ontology annotation, biological process: plant-type secondary cell wall biogenesis. The transcript has a single exon. The coding region runs from base 40 to 669 and encodes 209 amino acids. The record is from RefSeq and is a predicted model, not a curated record. NCBI's taxonomy places the organism in Eukaryota, Viridiplantae, Streptophyta, Magnoliopsida, Fagales, Betulaceae.